AAUGUGUGUGGUGCCGCCUUACCUUGCCCUACCUGCCGACCCCAUAGGCGAGAUAACAACGGAAAAAGUAAGACUGACUUUUUCUUCUCUGAAACUUGCGGCAUUUUUGCAUCUUUGCACACUCAGCUCUGAAAUUCGCGCGCUUCCGCAGCAAUUACAGAGUCUGAACUAAUACAGAGGACGAUUUUACCUGGCGAGACCUCUCUUUUUGUCACCUGGAAAUCAUGGCCCAUCAAAUGCAACUUCUACACGUGGGACGACUGGAUGAACGCACGGUCGAUGUGCUUUGUGGAGACGACCUUCCGUCAGUUGAAAAUUUGAUUCCACUGCCAAAGCUGGAACUACAACUGACCUUGCAAUUGAAUCGCCAAUCUCUCAAAAGUUCCUGGGGUAAGGUGCAGCUGGCUGAUGCCCUACACAAGUUCCUGAAAACUGUGGACCGUCGUCGUCCUGAUCAGAAGAAAGAAGAGACUCUGCCUCAGCUUCCUCCUCCUGAUGUGAACAAAAAUGUGCAGGCGCAGGCGGCUCCGAAAAAGCCGUCGGCGGCCAUCAUUUGCAUGGUCUGCAUCAACAAGCCAGUUGAGUACAUCUUCACCCAGUGCCUGCACGCCGGCGUGUGCUCCAUCUGCCGAGAAGGUCUGCUGGCCAAGGACAAGGUGCGCAAGCGAGACCUGAGGAAGACUGAAUGUCCUAUCUGCAGAGCCAAGCAUGAGGGCUCCCAAAUUCGGCGCCUCUUCGUCGUCAACCCUGAUCAAUGAUUGUUGAAUGAUGCCAAGAUUGAUAUGUCACGAGCUUUUAAAUUUUACAGAUUUUACCCUAUAGCAAGUGAUAUAUAAUAUUGGGCCAAUUGGCCAGUCUACUCAUUGCAACUUGAAACUGUCCAUAUUUCAUGUUCAUGCUCUACGUCAUAAAUUAUACUAUUUUACAGAUUUUAUAAUAUUGAAACAAAUCAAUUUGAAUGUAAAAAAUCAAAUCAAAGGAAUGAUGUUGAUGAAAAUUAUUUGAGCAGGUGGCCAAUAAUCAAUCCUUUUUGAACCUGUAUCUUUUUAUAGAGUAAAUAAAUUUGCAUAAAAUAUUUAA
Messenger RNA from Neocloeon triangulifer, 1080 nucleotides. RefSeq lists its product as uncharacterized. The coding region runs from base 225 to 758 and encodes 177 amino acids. The transcript is spliced from 4 exons. Lineage: Eukaryota; Metazoa; Arthropoda; Insecta; Ephemeroptera; Baetidae. The record is from RefSeq and is a predicted model, not a curated record.